UUUCUGAUUGCUAGUGUGCCUUGUUGUUCCUAGAUACAAAGGCUUGGGAGGUGGACACAUUGAGAGGCCACAUGAACAAUGUUUCAUGUGUUUUGUUUCAUCCAAGGCAAGAUAUUAUUGUUUCAAAUUCAGAGGAUAAGAGCAUUCGAGUAUGGGAUGCUACAAAAAGGACUGGUCUUCAGACUUUCCGCAGGGAGCAUGAUAGGUUUUGGAUCCUUGCAUGUCAUCCUGAGAUGAAUCUUCUAGCGGCUGGUCAUGAUAGUGGGAUGAUAGUAUUCAAGCUGGAGAGAGAACGUCCUGCUUUUUCUGUGAGUAGUGAUUCUUUGUUUUAUGUAAAGGAUCGCUUUCUCCGAGUGUAUGAGUAUUCAACUCAGAAGGACACACAGUUGAUACCAAUUAGAAGGCCCGGUUCAAACAGUGUGAACCAAGGUCCACGAACACUUUCAUAUAGUCCUACAGAAAAUGCUAUCUUGAUAUGUUCUGACACGGAUGGCGGUUCCUAUGAACUUUAUGUUGUACCUAAAGAUAGUUAUGGUAGGGGUGAUACUGUUCAAGAUGCAAAAAGAGGAAGCGGAGGGUCAGCUGUAUUUGUUGCCCGAAACAGGUUUGCGGUGCUUGAGAAGAGCACUAAUCAAGUCCUGGUCAAGAAUCUCAAAAAUGAAAUUGUCAAGAAAAGCCUUCUUCCUAUGGCUACUGAUGCAAUAUUUUAUGCUGGCACCGGAAACUUACUAUGCAGGGCAGAGGAUAGAGUUGUCAUUUUUGAUCUCCAGCAGAGAAUUAUUCUUGGGGAACUUCAGACUUCUUUUGUCAGGUAUGUUGUUUGGUCACCUGAUAUGGAAAGUGUCGCUUUGCUUAGCAAGCAUUCCAUAGUUAUAGCUGAUAAGACGCUUGUGCACCGCUGCACCCUUCAUGAGACUAUUCGUGUCAAGAGCGGUGGCUGGGAUGACAAUGGUGUAUUCAUAUAUACAACACUUACCCACAUUAAGUACUGCCUUCCCAACGGGGAUUGUGGAAUCAUCAAAACCCUGGAUGUCCCUGUCUAUAUUACAAAAAUAUAUGGGAACACUAUCUUUUGCUUGGAUCGAGAUGGCAAAAACUGUCCUAUUAUUAUUGAUUCAACUGAAUAUGUUUUCAAGUUGUGUCUGCUUAGAAAGAGAUACGACCAAGUUAUGAGUAUGAUAAGGAACUCGGAGCUCUGCGGUCAAGCCAUGAUUGCAUAUUUGCAGCAGAAGGGUUUUCCAGAAGUUGCUCUUCAUUUUGUGAAGGAUGAGCGCACUCGUUUCAACUUAGCACUUGAAAGUGGGAAUAUUGAGAUAGCUCUUGAAUCUGCCAAAAAGAUUGAUGAAAAAGAUCAUUGGUAUAGGCUUGGCGUGGAAGCCCUUCGGCAGGGUAAUGCAGGUAUUGUUGAAUAUGCCUACCAGAAGACGAAAAAUUUUGAGAGGUUGUCUUUCCUAUAUCUAAUAACAGGAAACUUGGAAAAGUUAUCUAAAAUGAUGAAAAUUGCUGAGGUAAAAAAUGAAGUAAUGGGUCAGUUCCAUGAUGCCUUGUACCUUGGUGAUGUCCGUGAGCGUGUUAAAAUUUUGGAAAAUGCUGGUCAUCUGCCCCUUGCAUACAUCACAGCUACUGCCCACGGGCUCAAUGAUACUGCUGAGCAUCUUGCAGAGGAACUGGGAGAUAAUGUUCCAUCAUUGCCAAAGGGGAAGAAAGCUUCACUAUUGCUGCCCCCAACUCCCAUCUUGGGUGGUGGUGACUGGCCCUUGUUGAUGGUGACGAAAGGGAUAUUUGAAGGUGGUCUGGACAUUGCAGGCAGGGGAGGACAAGAGGAAUAUGAAGAGGCUGCAGAUGCAGACUGGGGUGAGUCAUUGGACAUUGGUGAGGUGGAAAAUCUUCAGAAUGGGGACAUCAGUAUGGUGCUUGGUGAUGAGGAAGGGCAAGAAGGAAAUGAUGAUGAGGAGGUAGGAUGGGAUCUUGAGGAUCUGGAUCUGCCACCUGAUACCGACACACCAAAGACUACUUCCAAUGCUCGCUCUUCUGUGUUUGUCACCCCAACACCUGGCAUGCCUGUGAGCCAGAUUUGGGUCCAAAAAUCAUCUCUAGCUGCUGAACAUGCAGCUGCUGGCAAUUUUGACACUGCUAUGCGGUUGCUGAGCCGACAACUAGGGAUUAGGAAUUUCUCACCUUUAAAAGCAUCGUUUAUUGAUCUUCAUGUGGGAAGCCACACUCAUCUGCUUGCCUUCUCCUCAAUGCCAGUCAUCUCUGUGGCGAUUGAGAGAGGCUGGAGCGAGUCAGCUAGUCCUAAUGUUCGAGGUCCACCUGCUCUUAUAUUCAAUUUUUCUCAGUUGGAGGAAAAACUUAAAGCUGCUUAUAAGGCGACAACUGGUGGGAAAUUUUCUGAUGCUCUUAGACUAUUCCUGAGCAUCCUUCACACCAUUCCUCUGAUUGUGGUUGAGUCGAGGCGGGAAGUGGAUGAGGUCAAGGAACUGAUUGUCAUAGUGAAGGAGUAUGUUUUGGGUUUGCAAAUGGAGCUUAAGAGAAAGGAAUUGAAAGAUAAUCCCAUUCGUCAGCAGGAGCUGGCUGCCUAUUUCACACACUGUAAUCUGCAGAUUCCUCACUUGAGACUCGCAUUACAGAAUGCUAUGUCUAUCUGCUACAAGGCAGGAAAUCUUAGCUCAGCCUCCAACUUUGCUAGGAGACUCUUGGAGACAAAUCCAACCAAUGAAAGCCAAGCCAGAACAGCCCGCCAGGUUCUGCAGGCAGCUGAGAAGAAUAUGCGAGAUAUUUCACAGUUAAAUUAUGAUUUCAGAAAUCCUUUUGUCGUCUGUGGGGCAACAUAUGUCCCGAUAUACCGGGGCCAGAAGGAUGUCACUUGUCCUUACUGUGGUACUCAUUUUGUACCGUCCCAGCAAGGGCAGCUUUGUACUGUUUGUGAUCUUGCAGUUGUUGGAGCAGAUGCGUCUGGCUUGCUUUGCUCGCCAGCACAGAUAAGGUGAUUUCAGCUUCUCGUGCAGUUAUAUUCGGCCAUGUCAUUAGAUGAUUCCAAAUCUACGUCUUAGAAGUUUAGGCAUGAGUGAUCAAGGACAUGCUUUCUAUGCGAUUGUAUCUGUGGUUUAUAUUUGUUUCGAUAGUUUUGCAAUCAGUUUUUACAGACUUUUGCCUUCGUUAUUUAGUUAUUUUGUGGCUAAAUUUUUUUAUUGUAAUAAACAUGUAAGGUUUUGACUUCAACCAAUUUUUUGAAGUGUGGUGACCAA
Molecule: messenger RNA, 3248 nt
Organism: Nicotiana tabacum (common tobacco)
Lineage: Eukaryota; Viridiplantae; Streptophyta; Magnoliopsida; Solanales; Solanaceae
Source: RefSeq, a predicted model, not a curated record